UUGGGCGCAAAAUCUUUUCAGUCUGCAACAUGAGGCACGUGAUUGUUUUUAUUUCAUUUUUGUGCAUAUUAAUUACAGCUCAAUUUAUAGACACUGAAUUUCCCUACAAGUGUUAUCCCAAAGAUUAUUAUAAUUAUGCCGCAUAUCUCGAAUACACAUGUAAGUCUGAUGGAAAAUCUCGAAGAUCAGAGUGUUUAAAUGUCGGAGAUCAACAGUACUACAAUCAAUCAAACGUUGAAGUGAUAACGUAUCUGUGUGAACAUGGAUUGAAUUUAUUGAAACUCUAUACGGAAGUUUUUGAUCCUUUCAAAAACGUACGUGUGUUGGACACAUCAUAUCUUGGAAUUAACGACAUAACCCUCAUCCAGAGUCAAUCGAAUUUUGUUUCGGAAAAUAAAAUUGCAAGAUGGAAGGCAACAAACAAUCGUCUCACUCAGAUACCAGUUUCGAGUUUGGACUGCAUGCCGAACCUGUUCGAAAUUGACUUUUCGCAUAACGAAAUUUUUGUUCUGAAUUUAAAAAAAUUGGAAAAAGCCAACGUUAAAUUGUUAAUGGUGAAUUGUUCGCAUAAUUUUAUUUCUAUUAUCGAUUCUGGAUCACUUUCAACGCUUCCAAGACUUGAAAUUUUGGACUUGAGUCAUAAUCGAAUUGCUCAGAUUGAUGAAGUUGCAUUCGGUUACAACAAACAUUUAAAAGAGUUGCGCUUGGGCAAUAAUCCAUUGACAAAGUUUUCUUCAAAAUCAAUUUCAUCACUACAGAAUUUGGAAAUAUUAGAUCUGAGCAAUACUCAAAUUGGACAGGAUAACGAUGGCUCUUUCGAAAAUAAUCCCAAAAUGAAGGAGUUGAAUUUGAUUGGUACGUCAUUGAAAAAAUUCAGUUUCAACACAUUUUCACCAGAAGCGGAUUCGAUUGAAGUGCACCUUCCGUCAAAUAAAAUUGAAGAGCUCGAUAUAAGUUGUGUGAACACAGUUUGUCAUUUUAAGCAUUUCUAUGAAGAUGAUUUCUUCCAAAAUAUUCGCAUUUUCAAAGCUGCUGCAAAUCGCGACCAAGACAUUUCGAAAUUAUUGGAAAAAAUCGGACCGAGUGUUGAAAGUCUUGACUUAUCGCAAAAUUCUAUUGAAACGUUAGAUGAUCGCAUGUUGGAGAACUUCACCCGUUUACAACACCUCAUUCUGAGUCAUUCAAAUAUAUCCAAAAUUGAAAACAACGCAUUCUUGAGGCAAUCGAAUUUGAUUUUACUUGAUCUUUCCGACAACAAAUUGAAGAAUAUCAACAACGUGGUUUUUUCAUUCCAUUGGACAUUGAAAUUUCUAAAUUUAUUGGGCAAUCAACUGACUCAACUUGACAAGGUUACUCCGAACAAUUUGCUAAAGCUUGAGUCUCUUAAAAUACUGAAGAAUCCCCUUGAUCCUGUGUAUUUGGAAGACUUUUUGGAGCAAUGGAAGUAUCGUGGUGUGAAAAUUGACGCGAAAAUGAAUACGUCAUUUGCGACACAAACAGUAAUGACGGAAGCUGGAAGAACUACUGCAGCAUCAACUACUAAACCUGAAUCACAAGAAAGCAUAUAAAACCAGCUAGAUUACCCUUAAGCACCGUUUCAACCAAUGCUAGAACCAAUGUUACAACUUUAUCGGAUGAGUCUAUAUAUGAGGAAAUCAAAGAGCCCAUACCAACCGCAUAC
Sitodiplosis mosellana (orange wheat blossom midge) is the source of this 1681-nucleotide messenger RNA. RefSeq names its product leucine-rich repeat-containing protein let-4-like. The transcript has 2 exons. Gene Ontology annotation, molecular function: protein binding. NCBI's taxonomy places the organism in Eukaryota, Metazoa, Arthropoda, Insecta, Diptera, Cecidomyiidae. The record is from RefSeq and is a predicted model, not a curated record. Bases 30 to 1568 code for a protein of 512 amino acids.